This is a messenger RNA of Papaver somniferum (opium poppy), 1782 nucleotides long. RefSeq lists its product as uncharacterized. The record is from RefSeq and is a predicted model, not a curated record. The coding region runs from base 1 to 1782 and encodes 593 amino acids. Lineage: Eukaryota; Viridiplantae; Streptophyta; Magnoliopsida; Ranunculales; Papaveraceae. The transcript is spliced from 2 exons.
AUGAACCAAAGGUCUACCCAGACUAUGAGAUGUAACAGUGAGUCCAGAACUUAUCCAUGUACCAUUUGUGGUGACCAAAGUCAUACUGGACCUCAGUGCCCCCUGUUUUACCCAACUGAAACUACCCCUGACCAGGUUAGUAUCCUACAUGGUGGUAUGAACUCUAAAUUUGAGGGGAGACCCAAGUUUGAUCCCUAUUCUAAUACGUAUAACCCUGGUUGGAGACAUAAGCCUAAUUUUUCGUGGUCUAAAGGUUCCCAACAUGGUGGCCCAUCUAGCAAGCCACCACCAGGUUUACAUAGGAACCAAACUCAAUUCCAAGAACCAAGCCCAGUUGAUCAUAAGUUGACAUCUUUAAAAGAAUCCCUGAAACUUUUAGCUCAAAGCGUUGUCCAAAGCAACCAAAAGUUCGAUGACUUUGUCAUAAUGAGUCAACGUAACCAGCAAAAUAAUGCCCAAGCUAUUAGCAACUUAGAGACUCAAAUAAGUCAACUUUCAAACCGGUUAAAUGAUACGGAGAACCGGACAUUUCCUAGCCAAAUGACUCCAAAUCCGAAAGUAGUUAACCAGGUUAAUGGGUCGGGUAGUUCUAAACACAAUGAACAUAUCAAAGCAGUUAUCACCCUUAGGAGUGGUAAAACUCUAGAGAACUCGGUAGAACCACCUAAGGACAAAAUUCCAGCUAAAAAAGAGAAUGGGGUUGACCAAACUUCGUCUAAAGACCUUAAUGGGCCUAAGAGUGCUAAGAGUCCAAGUGAGGAAGAUAUCACUGAGAGAGUGUACAUACCACCUGCACCAUUUCCUCAAAGACUCGCUAAGAAAAGCCUAGUAUAUGAACAACUUGGACUAGGGGAAAUGAAACUAACUAGGAUAACACUACAAUUAGACGAUAGGUCAGUCAAAAUCCCACGUGGAAUUAUUGAAGAUGUUUUGGUUCAGGUUGAAAACUUUAUCUAUCCAGUUGACUUUGUGAUUUUAGACACUCAACAUGUCUCUAGUCAAGAUAUCAAUAUCCCAAUCAUCUUAGGUCGUCCGUUUCUAGCCACUGCAAAUGUAGUCAUACAUUGUCAAACUGGCCUAGUAGAAUUUUCAUUUGGGAAUCGGAAAAUCUCGGUAAACGUUUUUAAGGCGUUACAAGCCCCACCGGACCCUGAACACUAUGAGUCUAUAUGUAUGAUUGACUCUCUAGUCGAGAAUACCUUUACCACUAAUAGUGUUAGCGAUCCUUUAGAGGCCUGCUUGGCCCACUUUGGAGCCUACUACGAUGAGGAUAGUCAUUUUAAAGAAGUUAAUGCGUUGUUAGACUCUGCGCCAGUAAUGAAUUAUGGAAAAUGGCAGCGUCAACCAGAACCUCUUCCGCCGACCAUAGAUAAACCCCUCCAAUUAUCAGUUAAGGCACCCACCCUUAAAUUAAAGUCGCUACCAGAUACACGGAAAUAUGUAUUUCUUGGUAAUGAGAAUACUCUUCCUGGCAUAAUUGCCUCUGACUUAGAGCCCGAUCAGGAAAGUAGACUAGUUAAUGUUCUCCAAGAGCACAAGACUGCAAUAGGGUGGACUAUAGUAUAUUUGAAAGGAAUUAGUCCUGCUGACUGUAUGCACCACAUCUACUUAGAAGAAGGUGCCAAAACCUCAAGAGAAAUGCAGAGACGUUUAAAUCCUAAUAUGAAGAAAGUUGUCCGCACAGAGGUGCCCAAAUUGUUAGAUGCGGGUAUCAUAUACCCCAUAUCUCAUAGUAAAUGGGUCAGCAUGUCCAGGUUGUCCCAAAUAAGUAUGGGAUUAUAG